This is a messenger RNA of Melampsora larici-populina 98AG31, 1584 nucleotides long. RefSeq lists its product as uncharacterized. The transcript is spliced from 8 exons. The record is from RefSeq and is a predicted model, not a curated record. NCBI's taxonomy places the organism in Eukaryota, Fungi, Basidiomycota, Pucciniomycetes, Pucciniales, Melampsoraceae. The coding region runs from base 1 to 1584 and encodes 527 amino acids.
AUGUCCCCUUGCGCCCAAAAUUUUUUUCUUUGCCGUCUUUUGUUCUCCGCACUGUUUUUCCCCCUCACUUCUCUGCUUGAAAUUUUUACGAUGCCCAUUUUACCAACCUCAGUUAAGCAGCAGCAGGGUGCUCAUCAAGGCUGGCUUACAGCUGAACGUAUGAGUCCAUACUCACGUGGGCCACCACCUAAUAGCCGUUCUCCCUCUGUGGCUCUUUUGCUCCGAUCUCUAAACAACCACGGUGCUCUACAAAAUUGUUCAGAUCACUUUCUCACUUCCACUUCAAUGCAAGGGUCGCCGUCGGCCCUUGAAGUUGGGCCCAAUAACCGUGCGCUACAGAGCAUUGUUCCGGGCAUGGGCAAUACCCCGUCUCAAAGCUCCCAAAACAACAUUUCAGGCACGCCUUCAACCCAGGGUGCGAUAUCUAACCUGGGUAUCCAGCCGAUGUCUCCAGACCAUAGUGGCAACGAACUUGAAGCCAAUCACCUUGGUGGUGAACGAGAAGAUCAGGCUUUAACCGACAUCGCACGACCUCUUACUGCCUCUGAACAAGCCUUCUUGCAAGCCUUGUCCACCGAGUGUGGAUUGGAUGAACAUCACCAGGAUUACGUCCAGACGCUAGCUUGGCAAAGCAACCUUUCCAUGAGGGUGACCGGCCUUGUCGAGACUAUCACCGGCCUUGUCAAGACUGUGACCGGACUUGCCGACACUGUUCAAGCACUUGCCGAUGAGAUACGCACUCCAGGCUUGGUUGCUGCCCGCGCGGUGCCUGCUCCAGUCACUGGUGGUCCGACUCCUGCUUCAGCUGCGAGCUCCAACGCCGCGGCGCCCACCACCCCAUGGGUUGCCUCGUCAUUGCUACUGGAUGCAAUCUCCCAAUUGGCAGACAAGAAGGUUACAUUGCCCUUGCUCGAGGGAUACACCGCACUCAAAGCUGCGAAUGGUGUCACCCUUACCAAUUCUCUCUUCAAUAUUGUGAAGCUUGAGUUAGCCAAGAAACCUGCGGCCUGGAAGGACGAACACCUGCCACGCAAAGUACUAGGGAUAACCGAUUCCCAGGGUGUCAAGCAAUACUAUACUGACAUCAAGAAUGGAUGCAAACACGCUCGAGGGAAAAUGCACAAUUCAGUCUUAAGUGGGGUGUAUGAGUCAAAAGCCGGCGUCAUACUUACCAACCCCGUGCCCGAUCUCCCGGAACUUGUGUUCAUUAUUGGGAAGGGGCCUACUUCAAUAUGGGCGGCUGUUGACAAACAGCUUGAAAAGCUUCUUCGGGAGGAAAGGAAUCGCAUGGGAAAAGAUGGUUAUACUUCUGGAGAUUACACUGCCUCGUGUGUAUCUUUUCUCUAUCAUCAAUACGGACUGGUCGUCACUUAUACUGAAUCAAAGAACGGGUCCAGGUUCUAUAAGGUUGUAUAUGACCAAGACCGCGAUUAUUUCACGGGCAAGACCUUAUUUCAAGACUUGAUUAAGUUAUACUCAUUUGAAUUGCCAUCCGAAGAUCAAAUCGAAGCAGGGAUUGCACCAACGCCAACGCAAAACGUCGAACAAAUGGAGCUUAAUGAAGAAGGCUUGAUGGAUAUCUAA